Amphimedon queenslandica is the source of this 1554-nucleotide messenger RNA. RefSeq names its product battenin-like. Gene Ontology annotation, cellular component: membrane. Lineage: Eukaryota; Metazoa; Porifera; Demospongiae; Haplosclerida; Niphatidae. The transcript has 14 exons. The record is from RefSeq and is a predicted model, not a curated record. The coding region runs from base 50 to 1306 and encodes 418 amino acids.
CUAGCCCCACCCACAAUCCAUUAUCAAUCAUUGAUUGCAGCAGUACAGUAUGUCCUCCAAUAAAGUAUAUUUUUACAGAAACUGGAUUGGUUUCUUCAUACUUGGUACUAUCAAUAAUCUUCCCUAUGUAGUCGUUAAUUCAUCUGCUAAGGUCCUCUCCACCAGUUUUGGGCAGGCUAACCUUGUCACUUUGGUUAUGUUUUCAAAUGUUGCUCUUGGAUUUGUUGCUAAAGGUGCCAAUACUCUUAUAUCAACGACCAGUUUCCCGUUUUGGAUUCGGUUUAUAUUCAACGGAUGCUUAAUGGCAGCUGGUCUUACUGGUGUUAUCUUAGCUCCUAAUUUUUGGAUUGCUCUGGCCUCCAUAGUCCUAACUGGAAUGAGUUCUUCUUUUGGGGAAAAUUUGACAUUAGGGUUUUUGAGUAAGUUCAGUAAAGAACACAUUAAUGCCUGGUCUAGUGGUACUGGAAUGGCUGGAGUAGUCGGAGCUGUUCUCUACAUAGCGCUAUCUUGCAUAGCGGAGGUGACAGUGGUCAGUGGUAACCAUGGUAACACUGUUAUUGAUCCUGAUUCGACUGACUAUGCAAGCAAAUUGAAAAAGAUAAACAGGUUUGUAUUUAUUGGGACUCUGCCUAUCAUUGUAUUAUACUGGGGAGCUUAUUUUAUUCUAAUUAAAGCCCCACCAGCUGUGAAAGAAUCAAAUAACGAAGAAACCCAGCCUCUUCAAAUUCAAGAUAAAGUCAGUAAUAAUGACCCUGGAGUGGUAGCAGCUGCUUCAGGUGAAGGUUCUUUCAAAAGAAUAUUAAGAUGUUUAAAGCUGUCUUCAUGGCUAAUUUUUAAUAUGAUUUUCGUAUAUUUUUUUGAAUACACUUGUAGAGGCUUUGCCGCCAAAAGUAGACCAGAGGAAGAAUUCUCUAUCAGUGAAUUACAAUGUCCUGAACUUUAUGCAUCGCUUCAACUUUGUUAUCAAGCUGGUGUCUUUGUCUCAAGAUCAUCAGUUCAAUUAUUUCAAAUUAGACAAAUUCACAUUUUCACUUUAUUUCAAUUAAUUAAUAUGAUUGUAUGGAUACUGCAAGCAUGGUGGAAGUUUCUCCCAGUCUAUGUACUGCCGUCUUACAUGGUUUUCGUUGGAUUAUUAGGAGGUGCUUCAUAUGUUAAUAUAUUCUAUUUAUUGAGAACAGACGAGAAGUAUCCUUCAUCAGAUAGAGAACUCUGUACUAAUUUAGUCGGAAUGAGCAUCUCAAUCGGGAUUCUGUUAGGAACUGGCCUACCUAUACCUCUGUUUAAAACAAUAUUUGCUGAUAAAUAAUAAUAAUAAUAAACAUUUAUGCAAUCAUGUCUGUAGUUAUUUUUAUGUCAAGUUUGAAUAAGUUUUAUAUUUUAAAUGUUAAAUUGACAGGUAUAUACUGUUACAAAUCAUUAUUAUCAUAUUUAUAUUACAAAUGGACAUCAUUUCCUCUUUCAUUGUUACUAUCACUAUUAUUAAUAUGUACACAUCACUAUAGUAAUUUGUACAAUUCAUUGGUAAUUCAAUUUGACUCUAACAAAUUGGAGUAA